AUAAUUGUGGCGUCACGUGACCGCGAUCCUUCCCCUCGAGUGACCCCUGGAGAGGUUUUAAGCGACGCCUCCUCCUCUUCCUCCUCCUCCUCUUCCUCCCCCCAGUCGGCGGCAGGCAGGCGCGAUGGACGACUGCGCACGCUUCGGGCUGGCACUGUCCGCGGCCGCGGCCGUCGGCCUCGUCAACGCCGUGCUGGCGCUGAGAUGGGCGCUCCACUUCAGGGAGGGCUUCGGCUGGGACGGCGGGCCGGCCCAGUUCAACUGGCACCCGGUUCUGAUGGUGACCGGGUUUGUCUCCCUGCAGGGAAUGGCUAUUAUUGUGUACAGGCUCCCAUGGACGUGGAAUUGGAGCAAACUAACGAUGAAGUUCAUCCACGCGGGUCUGAACUUGUUGGCCUUCAUUUUUGCCGUCAUAUCCUUAGUGGCAGUGUUCGACUUCCACAAUACUGCAGCUAUCCCCAAUAUGUAUAGCUUGCACAGCUGGGUGGGACUUGCAGCUGUAAUACUCUACUGUCUACAGCUCGUUUUAGGAUUAGGUAUGUACCUAAUACCUAUCACACCCGUGUCCUGGAGAGCAAUGUUUAUGCCCCUGCAUGUCUACAGCGGCCUGUUCAUCUUUGCCAGUGUUAUAGCCACUGCACUCAUGGGCAUCACAGAGAAACUGAUUUUUGGCCUGAAGGACCCAAAGUAUAAAGACUCUCCCCCAGAGGCAAUUUUCGUAAACUUUCUGGGAGUUCUGAUGGUGGUUUUCGGGGCCCUCAUCCUCUGGAUUGCCACUCGAAAAUCUUGGAAACGCCCCAGUGACCAGAUCUUGCACUCUCUGCAUACCGACAGGGGAGGUGAAGCCAACACCAUAAUCAGUCCAACUCUGUCUCAGCUUUCUGACCGAGUAGACGCCGAAGCCCGUGGCGAUAUCCGAAAAAGAAGCAGUACGUCUGGUGAUUUGGAUCCGGACAACUGAUUCACAAAGCCAAUUCUGUCUUCAGCAGGAAAUAUCCGUUCUACGCUGAAAGAAAAUGUUAACUUUGUAUAGCCUUUUAUAUGGCACUCCUGUCUCAGACUGUCCCUAAAUAGCACCUUAAAAUGUCUCUUUAAUACACUGGCAUUUGAGCAUGUAUUGCAGUUUUUCUUUCGUCAAACACUUGCUGUAUCUUAGUGUAAGAAAUAUUGCUGAUCCUUUGUGUAUAUACAUACUUUGACAGUUGCAAAGACGAUAACGGAUGAAAAGACUCUACCACUAUUCCACGACUUAUUUGCAACAUUUCUAUGAGGUCUAAGUUUUUCAGCAUUUUGUGGUAAUGGUCUAAAUAUACUUUGUAAUACAAAUUAUUUCUGCA
Molecule: messenger RNA, 1337 nt
Organism: Lampris incognitus (smalleye Pacific opah)
Lineage: Eukaryota; Metazoa; Chordata; Actinopteri; Lampriformes; Lampridae
Product: plasma membrane ascorbate-dependent reductase CYBRD1
Exons: 4
Coding region: 125-961 (278 amino acids)
Cellular component (GO): lysosomal membrane
Molecular function (GO): oxidoreductase activity
Source: RefSeq, a predicted model, not a curated record